AUGGGAGACUGGAACUUCCUUGGUGGGAUCUUGGAGGAGGUCCACAUCCACUCCACUAUGGUCGGCAAGAUCUGGCUGACCAUCCUCUUCAUCUUCCGGAUGUUGGUGCUGGGUGUGGCUGCGGAGGACGUGUGGAACGAUGAGCAGUCAGACUUCAUCUGCAACACGGAUCAGCCCGGCUGCCGGAACGUCUGCUACGACCAGGCCUUCCCCAUCUCCCUCAUCAGGUACUGGGUGCUGCAGGUCAUCUUCGUGUCCUCGCCCUCGCUGGUCUACAUGGGCCACGCCAUCUACCAGCUACGGGCCCUGGAGAAGGAGCGCCACUGCAAGAAGGUGGCUCUGCGUCGGGAGCUGGAGGCGGUGGACGUGGAGCUGGCUGAGGCGAAGAGGAGGAUCGAGAAGGAGAUGAGGCAGCUGGAGCAAGGGAAGCUCAACAAGGCGCCGCUCAGAGGGUCUCUGUUGUGCACCUAUGUGGCCCACAUCGUCACUCGCUCUGUGGUGGAGGUCAGCUUCAUGAUGGGUCAGUACAUCCUGUACGGACACCACCUGAGCCCGCUUUACAAGUGUGAGAGGGAACCGUGCCCAAACGUGGUGGACUGCUUUGUGUCCAGGCCCACAGAGAAGUCUGUGUUCAUGAUGUUCAUGCAAGCCAUCGCCUGCAUCUCCCUCUUUCUCAGCCUCCUUGAGAUCAUGCACCUGGGCUACAAGAAGCUCAAGAAGGGCAUCCUGGACUUCUACCCGCACCUGAAGGACGACCUCGACGAGUACUACGUCAGCAAGUCCAAGAAGAACUCAGUCGUUCAUCAGGUUUGCACGGGAACCUCAGUGGGACGCAAGACCACCAUCCCCACAGCACCGAGUGGAUACACGUUACUGUUGGAGAAGCAGGGCAACGGACCCAACUACCCUCUGCUCAAUGCCUCCUCUGCCUUCCUGCCAAUACAAGGAGACCCUGGUGCAAAACCAGACGGCCACAAGGACGGCAAGGAGGGAAUGCCGAGCCCCACGGAGCAGAACAGCAACUCCAACAACACCAGCAGUGAGACGCGUUCACCUCCUGCGGACAAACAGGAUGAACCGGAGGAACGGUCUCCACAUCAUGAGGACCUUGGGUGUGCGAGCUCAGAGUAUCCCACCCUCCCUGUAGCAGACACCUCCUCCUGCACUACACUGUCAGGGAUUGUGAGGAAGUCUCGGAAGGUCAGUCCGCCGUGGAACUGCUCCACGGUGGUGGAGGGGAAUGGCUCGGACAGCGGUGACUCCUACCACGGGAACGGCAGCAGCAUGAAGCUACGUGGCAGCUGCGUGGGCCCCAGAGCCAGGGUGCUCUCCAAGUCAGACAUUAAGAGAGUGAGCAGGUCUCAGAGCCCGGACUCUGCAGGGGAGCUGAGCUCCGUGUCCCGACACAGCCGGGAGAGCAACAGCCCCACGGCCUCCUCUCCAAACCGCAGAGUGUCCGUGGCGAGCAGCGCCAGCAGCAGGCGAGCUCCGACUGACCUACAGAUAUAA
Messenger RNA from Paralichthys olivaceus (Japanese flounder), 1509 nucleotides. RefSeq names its product gap junction alpha-9 protein-like. The record is from RefSeq and is a predicted model, not a curated record. Gene Ontology annotation, cellular component: connexin complex. Lineage: Eukaryota; Metazoa; Chordata; Actinopteri; Pleuronectiformes; Paralichthyidae. Gene Ontology annotation, biological process: cell-cell signaling. Gene Ontology annotation, molecular function: gap junction channel activity.